GGUACACGCAAGCCUCCAUCUUGGGCAUCCCGAGCUGAGGCGAAAGGGCAGCAGCCAUAUACACACACUGAUUCCAAAAUAACAACAAACCGGGCGCGGAAAUAAAAAAAAUUGGCAAUUUGCCGAGAUGUAACUUUUCUCCGGCCCCUGAAACCCAUUCAACAAAUUGCUUCAGUGAGGGGAGCGGACAACAGAAUGGGAAAGAAAGACGGCGACUGGUCUGGAAGGCUCUGUUAACGACUACUUGCACACUCAGCUUUACUCGGUGUAGUUUUCUAAGGAAUUGACAGGUGCCAAAGCCGAACGGCUCAACUCGCACCAGAAUGGGCAUUAAGAAGCUCGCCAUCUUUCUCCUUGUGCUCUCUCUUUGUCUGGAGGGAGGAUCUGCCAAAGAAAAAGGAACAAAGAAGGGAAAGAAAAAAGGGAAGCAGGUUUACUGUCCAUCACAGCUGUCAUCUGAGGAUCUGGCCCGAGUCCCUGAAAAUUCAACCAGUAACAUCUUGAACAGGUUACUGAUCACCUAUGAUCCCAGAAUAAGGCCCAACUUCAAAGGUAUCCCUGUGGAAGACAGAGUGAACAUUUUCAUCAACAGUUUUGGCUCCAUCCAAGAAACCACCAUGGAUUACAGAGUCAACAUCUUCCUGCGGCAGCGCUGGAAUGACCCCAGGCUGAAGCUACCGCAAGACUUCAAGUCCGAUUCUCUCACCGUUGAUCCCAAGAUGUUCAAAUGUCUCUGGAAGCCUGACUUGUUCUUCGCUAACGAGAAGAGCGCCAACUUUCACGACGUCACCCAGGAGAACAUCCUCCUCUUCAUUUUCCGGAAUGGAGACGUCCUCAUCAGUAUGAGGUUGUCCGUCACCCUUUCUUGUCCGCUGGAUCUGACAUUAUUCCCUAUGGAUACACAGAGGUGUAAAAUGCAACUUGAAAGCUUUGGCUACACCACAGAUGACCUGCAGUUCAUGUGGCAGACAGGAGACCCAGUGCAAAUGGACGCCAUCGCUUUGCCACAGUUUGAUAUCAGACAAGAAGAUAUUGAUUAUGGGAACUGCACCAAAUUUUAUGCAGGAACAGGGUACUACACUUGUGUUGAGGUUAUCUUCACCCUAAGGCGACAGGUUGGCUUCUACAUGAUGGGUGUUUACGCCCCCACGCUGCUCAUCGUAGUCCUCUCCUGGCUGUCCUUCUGGAUCAACCCUGAUGCGAGUGCUGCCAGGGUCCCUUUGGGCAUCCUCUCUGUGCUCUCUCUGUCCUCUGAGUGCACCUCCCUGGCUUCGGAGCUGCCCAAAGUGUCCUAUGUCAAGGCCAUCGAUAUCUGGCUCAUCGCUUGCCUGCUGUUUGGUUUCGCCUCGCUGGUGGAGUACGCUGUGGUUCAAGUGAUGCUUAACAGUCCGAAGCGCAUCGAGGCCGAGAAGGCCAAGAUGGCAACCAAGGAAAAGGCUGCAGGAAAGAGCCCCGCUGCCAGGAACAACACGGUCAAUGGGACCGGAGGGACGCCGCUUCAUGUCAGCACCUUACAUGUGGCAGAGACUCGUUGUAAGAAGGUGUGCACCUCUAAAUCAGACCUGCGGACCAACGACUUCAGCAUCGUGGGCUCACUCCCGCGGGACUUUGAGCUGUCGAACUUUGACUGCUACGGGAAGCCGAUUAAUACCGGCGCUGGUGCCGGCAAAUCCCAGUCGAAGAACAACAAGAAACCUCCUCCCCCAAAACCAGUCAUCCCCUCUGCUGCCAAAAGAGUUGACCUGUACGCCCGAGCCCUCUUCCCUUUCACCUUCCUCUUCUUUAAUGUGAUUUACUGGUCCACAUACUUGUGAUUAUCUUGAAAUUAUCUUGUAUUAUUAACACCCCCACUUCACUCACUUGAGUUCUUUAUUGAUCUAAAUACAGUCAAAAUGUUUUAUUCCAAAGUGAACUUUGAGAAAUGCCAAUCAAAAUGAUUGCUGAGAAGAAAUGAAACUAUUUAUUGUUAAUAUUGCAUUUAUCUUUACAUAAAAAUAUCCAACUACCAUCAUUUGUGUAUUAAAAUGAUUAAAACCUAAUUUCUAUUUACUUAAAAUGGAUACUAUCGCAUCUUGUAUUAAAAAACUUUAUUUAUUGAUAAUGGUACUUGAGAGGCUAAUACAGGAUUGCAGAUAUAACUGUUGUCAUGAAUGUUGUGUAAACAAAUCCACUAAGAUUGAUUGCGUAACGACCGAGCAGAAGAUGCACAGAUCUAUAAAAGAGCAUUUGUAAAUAGCUAUUCGAUUUUUUUGCCUUUGCCAAAUGGGAGUCUGCCCACAGAGUUUAAUAAGUUUAAGCCUUUUAUUUAAGCUUCAAUGCAAAGUGUAACAUUAUAAUUACCUUGCAUGUUAAAAAAAGUUGCAUGUAUAUGAAGAUAAAAUCUACGUCUAUAUAUAUACAUAAAGUAUUUAUUAAAUUUUAUUAUUCUUAUGAUUUGCUCUUGAGAAGAUACGUGGAUAUGUGAAACACUCUCUUCCUGUCCAGAUGGUCACGUGACACUGCCACUCCUUCACCUAAUGUAAUGUUUGACAUCUCCCACCUGUUGUGUGUGUAAAUGGGUCACUAGUAAGCUGUGGCCAUGUGUUGUAUGGAAUUUACAAAGACAAAUAAAUGACUUUUCACCAUUUGCUGUGA
Molecule: messenger RNA, 2634 nt
Organism: Morone saxatilis (striped sea-bass)
Lineage: Eukaryota; Metazoa; Chordata; Actinopteri; Moronidae
Gene: glrbb
Product: glycine receptor, beta b
Exons: 10
Coding region: 324-1814 (496 amino acids)
Biological process (GO): chloride transmembrane transport; regulation of membrane potential; signal transduction
Cellular component (GO): synapse; neuron projection; postsynaptic membrane
Molecular function (GO): neurotransmitter receptor activity; extracellularly glycine-gated chloride channel activity; transmembrane signaling receptor activity
Source: RefSeq, a predicted model, not a curated record